UUAGAAAUUUUGUUGCCAGAUGUGUCCCCACAUUACCAUGGAAACAAACAACAAUCAGCUGAUUUGCCGUCAUAACACAUUGGACUAGCUAAAUUAAUUGUUAAUUAUAUUAAAUAAUAUAUAUUAAGACUAAGUUUAAGAAUUAAAAAUGUUACGAAGUUUAAAAAUAACAACGGGACUAAAUAGGUUAUUGUUGCGGCACCGAAGGAACUCAACUUUGACAUCACUACAGGACACAGGAAUUGUUUACGAUUGCAUAGUGAUUGGAGGUGGCCAUGCCGGUACAGAAGCAUGUGCGGCGGCGGCAAGAAUGAAUGCACGAACGUUGUUAUUAACACACAAAAUAGAGACAAUUGGUGAAAUGUCAUGUAAUCCAUCAUUUGGUGGAAUCGGCAAGGGACAUUUAAUGCGUGAAGUCGACGCAUUGGAUGGUUUGUGCGCACGUUGUUGUGAUGUUUCUGGAGUGCAAUAUAAAGUUUUAAAUCGGAGACGUGGACCUGCUGUAUGGGGACCGCGCGCACAAAUCGAUCGUCAACUAUAUAAGAAAGCUGUGCAAAGCGAACUAUUCAAUAUGGCAAACUUGGAAAUACGUAGCGCAGCUGUGGAUGAUUUAUUUAUCGACGCAGUUGGGGAUGGAAAAACACAAUCUUGCAAAGGUGUAAUAUUGCAAAGUGGGGAAAUUGUAUAUAGUCACACAGUCAUUUUGACAACGGGUACAUUUUUACGCGCAAACAUCAAUAUAGGACUUGAAGUGCGACCUGCAGGCAGAAUAGGAGAUGAACCGGCAAUGGCAUUGGGUCAAUCACUGGAGACAAUAGGAUUUCGUAUGGGACGUUUAAAAACGGGAACGCCGCCACGCAUUGCUAAAGAUAGCAUUGAUUAUGAACGCAUAACGCGACAUACGGGUGACAAUCCGCCAGUGCCUUUCUCAUUUCUGAACGAUAGAGUUUGGAUUGAAGCAGACAAACAACUGCCUUGCUAUCUAACGCAUACAACAUUGCGUGUUAAUGACAUUGUGCGACAAAACUUGCACGUAAAUCGGCAUGUGACUGAAGAGAUCACUGGUCCUCGAUACUGUCCGUCCAUUGAGUCAAAAGUAUUACGGUUUGGUGAAAAGGAACAUCAAAUCUGGUUGGAACCAGAGGGUUUCGAAAGUGAACUAAUCUACCCACAAGGACUGUCGUGUACUUUGCCAUACGAACAACAAGUGGAAUUGGUGCAUAGCAUCGACGGCUUGGAAAAAGCUAAGGUGGUGCAACCUGGUUAUGGAGUGGAAUAUGAUUUCAUUGAUCCACGUGAACUUUCGCCUACACUAGAAACAAAACGAGUGGAAAACCUUUUCUUUGCCGGACAAAUAAACGGCACGACGGGUUAUGAAGAGGCAGCAGCGCAAGGUAUAAUUGCCGGUGCAAAUGCGGCUGGCAAAGCAAAAAAUUCACACAACGCUAAAAGUGAAGACAAUAAACUGGCGCAACUAAAAAUUAGUCGAACUGAAGGUUAUAUUGGCGUACUCAUCGAUGAUCUAACCACUUUGGGCACCAAUGAGCCAUAUCGCAUGUUUACUAGUCGCGCAGAGUUUCGUCUAUCACUACGUCCAGAUAAUGCGGAUAUACGUCUAACCGAAAAAGGCUACAACAUUGGUGUUGUCAGCGAAAAACGUUACAAACAUUUCAAGGAAACAGCACAAAAACUCUAUCUUGCCAUUGAACAACUAAAAUCACUGCAGCAACAUUCCAAUUAUUGGCGACGUAAGCUUGGCUUACGCGAAGCCAAAGCAUCAGUGGAAAAAAGCGCAUUCGAUAUGCUUGGCAUACCGGCAGAUAAUAUAACACUGACGCACUUGAUAGAAUUGCAACCAGAAGUUUUGGGUUGGUUACGUGACGAGCGCGUGAUAUGCGAACGCGUAAAGAUCGAAGCGUUGUAUGCAUAUUUCGUGACCGAACAGCAGCGUGAUGUAGACGAUGUGCGGCGCGAGGAGGGACUAGCGAUACCAACUGAUAUCGACUACUUUGCCAAAACGUUGAGUCUCUCGAAUGAGGAGCGACAAAAGUUAGCCUUAAUACAGCCACAGACUAUAGCAGCGGCGAGUCGCAUACAGGGUGUGACACCGGCCACCAUUGUGCGCCUGCUGAAGUAUGUCAAACGUGGACACGGUGCGUCGCCAAUAAUGGAUGCGUAAAAACGAGUGUUAUAUGUAUAAAUAAAUGCUCAUUUAGCAUAAUCUAGUUAGGUUUAAUGAAACUUCAAAGAAAUUAUGUCGUCGAACGCAUUAGAAAUAAAUAUAACAAAUAUAAUUUGUUCUUAUAGUUGAUUUGUAAAAUAUAAUUAUUUUUAAUAACACAACAACAAUGUCUCGUUUUAUUUGUUUAUAUAUUUGCUUUAUUAUUUGCAAUACAUUUAUGGUUUUAAUAAUAAUAUCGGAAUGCAGUAAGUUGUUUAUAGAAAUUCACUUGCAUAUUUCGCAAAGCAUAGUGCUUACAAAUCGUGGCAUACAUAGCUGCUUGAAAUAACUAAAUCGUUACUAAUAGUCAAUAAUAAUACAGUUAUAUUAGACAAAAAGUUAUUUAAUUACACAAAGGAAGUUACUUUUUUGUUCAAGCACUAUUUUACUAUGUGAGUCUAUGUAUGUAUGUAUAUAUGUAUGUCU
Zeugodacus cucurbitae (melon fly) is the source of this 2647-nucleotide messenger RNA. RefSeq names its product protein MTO1 homolog, mitochondrial. Gene Ontology annotation, cellular component: cytosol. The record is from RefSeq and is a predicted model, not a curated record. Bases 149 to 2179 code for a protein of 676 amino acids. Gene Ontology annotation, biological process: tRNA wobble uridine modification; tRNA methylation. Gene Ontology annotation, molecular function: flavin adenine dinucleotide binding. The transcript has a single exon. Lineage: Eukaryota; Metazoa; Arthropoda; Insecta; Diptera; Tephritidae.